GCCUCUUCUUCUCUGUUGCUCUCUCUUAAUCUCUCUACCCAAAACACAGAUUCACUUUCCUCUUCUUUUCUUCCAAAUCGAGAGCAAAAGGGUUUGAUUGAAGAGUUGUUGGUAGUAAUACUAAUUCGAUUGGUGGAUUCAGAAUCAGCCGAAAAGUCCCGUUUGCUAGGUAAUAAAGUUAGAAAACAUUUUCAUCCGCGCCGCAGUAUAAACCCUAGAAAGAGAGCUAGACACUGAGAGUAGUAAGAGAUGAACCCAAUGGACAAGAUGGAAGAAGAAGGUGGAUUUGCAGAAAAGAAACAAAGCCAAGAGAUAUCAGAUGUUUUUAUUGUAAAGCCAAGAGAGAUCUAAGAAAUCUCUCAUCGCAUCUCAUCUUCAAACUCAUCACAAGGAAGAGAUUGAAAUGAAUGGAAUCGACGAAAAUGAAGAGGCAAAAUCAGAUACUACUUGUCAGGAGUGUGGUGCUAGUUUUCAAAAGCCAGCUCACUUGAAACAACAUAUGCUGAGCCAUUCUCUUGAGGUAUUAUAGAAAGCGCUAUCUUAAUUUGGUUUUAUAUUCUGCAACUUAACCUAAUUCAGUGAUUCACCAUAUUGUUUGUUAAUUCUACUAGUAUAUGCAGAAUUGUUAAGAAUCACUACAUCAAUGAUUCAUUCUGUGGCGUUUUUUUGCUGGAAACUUUGUAUUAUAAAGCUUGGUUGGUGAGUGUGUAUCUGUUGAUAUUUAUGGUCUACAAGUGUUUUAAAAUAAACUGAUUUUGCAGGGCAUAAAAUUUUUAAUGGUCAACAUACUUGUUGAUGAAUAUACGAUGUGAAUCAUUGUGAGAAACUCCCGAAUGCAAUGAGAACUUGAGUGGUCUAGUAGCAGGUUGGGGGACCACCUGUGAAGCUCCAUCAAGUGAGGCUCGGUUUCAAGCUGCUUAAACUUUUGAGCUGAAGGAAUCGUCUAUGCUAAAGCUGGAUAAAAUCUGUAGGCAUUCUGAUGUUAUGUAGGUGGUUGCACGCUCUUAUGGCCUAACUGGUCUUGUGAGGAUUAGUUUAAAGGAAUACACAUGAUUGAAUCGAAGCCUGAUCAUUUCUUGGAUGAUCUCCGAUUAAAUAAUCUAUGGCCUGAACUCAAGCGAUUAGAUCAAUUAAUAGUGGUGGUACGAUGGCAUCAAAGGAGAAUUCAGAAGGAAUUGAAAGACCUCGAAAGAGAUCUACCCAUUUCCUGCAGUGCUGGUCCUGUAGCUGAGGAUAUGUUUCAUUGGAAAGCCACCAUAAUGGGACCAUCAGACAACCCUUUUGGUGGUGGUGUUUUUACCCUUUCAAUCCACCAAAGGUUUGCAGAAGAGUGGGAAAAUGCACAUAAUGGUUCUCUACCUUCAACCAGAGAGGAGAAAAGAGAGUUUAAGGUCCCCUUGGCUUAUGAACUAUCUGUGAACUGAUUGGCAUCUGAUUGUUG
Molecule: messenger RNA, 1441 nt
Organism: Papaver somniferum (opium poppy)
Lineage: Eukaryota; Viridiplantae; Streptophyta; Magnoliopsida; Ranunculales; Papaveraceae
Product: NEDD8-activating enzyme E1 regulatory subunit AXR1-like
Exons: 8
Coding region: 1050-1424 (124 amino acids)
Source: RefSeq, a predicted model, not a curated record